Messenger RNA from Arachis stenosperma, 1727 nucleotides. Its product is annotated as UPF0481 protein At3g47200-like. NCBI's taxonomy places the organism in Eukaryota, Viridiplantae, Streptophyta, Magnoliopsida, Fabales, Fabaceae. The record is from RefSeq and is a predicted model, not a curated record. The transcript has 2 exons. Bases 206 to 1618 code for a protein of 470 amino acids.
CUGAUGCAUCAAAUCAAUAUAUGUUUAUGUAAGUUUUGAAACACACUUGAGAGAAGUUGAUGCACAUCAUCAGCACAUGCACUAGCAUAUAGAUUGAGAGAAUUAGCAUUAUUUCUAAGUAGCAUAUAUUCUGAAAGAAAUAAUUCCAUUCCAACCAUAUCAGUGAAUAUUUUCCAUUCAAGGCAAGAAGAGAAGUUAGGUUGCAAUGGCUUCUCCAAACAUUAACAACAAUAAUGCUUUAGAAGGAGAAACAAAACCUAAGAUUCAGGAAAUAUUGAUUAACAUUCCAGAACAUUUUGAAUCAUUGGUGUCUGAUGAAUGUUGCAUUUACAAGGUUCCUUCUCAUCUAUUCAAGUUGAAUGAGGAAGCUUACACACCAAAGUUCAUCUCAAUAGGCCCUAUUCACAGCAAAGAUUCAAAACUGAGACAAGAGAAUCAGAAACAAAGGUACUUCCAUGCUUUCUAUAAGCGCCUAAAUAACUCACAGGCUUUAGCUUUGAAGAGAUACAGAACAAUCUAUCUUGAACAAGAAAAGAAAACUAUAAGAGACUCUUAUUCAGAGCUUGUUGAGCCUUGCAAUGAUAAUGAUUUUAUGAACAUGAUACUACUUGAUUCUGUGUUCAUCAUGGAACUCUUUCUGAGAAAUUCAGAAGAGAAAAAAGAUGAACAUGAUCCCAUGUUCACAACAUCAUGGAUUUGCAAAGCCAUACAAAGGGACUUGUUGCUACUUGAGAAUCAAAUUCCAAUGUUUGUGUUGGAGAAACUAUACAAUAGUGUGUUACUCUUAAGUGAUGGUGACAACAAGAAAAACCAUGAAGCUAAUUUUCUUAAGCUUGCUUUUAAAUACUUUGAAGAUUUUUAUCCACAGAAUGAGCCUAGUGAUAUAGCAGAUAUGAUCAAAAAUUACAAAACUUGCAAACACUUUACUGAUUUAAUCAGAUUCACCUACCUACCCAGAAAAAUUCAGACAAAUGGUGUGAACCCAAAAGACGAUUUUACCCCUUAUCCAAUAGACUAUCAUAUCCCUAGAACUGCAACAAGAUUGAAUGAAGCUGGGGUAAGCUUUGAGAAAGUUCAAGGUAGAAGCUACUUAGACAUAAAGUUCCACAAGAUCAAAAUCCUAAGCUGGUUUUUGUGCUUUGGUUUCUUACCAUUGACCAAAUAUUUCAAAGCACGUUUGCAAAUUCCUCAGCUGAAAGUGUAUCAAAUAACAGAAUGUGUUCUGAGGAACCUAAUUGCAUUGGAGCAGUGUCACUACUCAGAUCAACCUUUCAUAUGCAACUAUGUGUCUUUGAUAGACUCAUUGAUUCACACCCAUGAGGAUGUUGAGUUGCUUGUUGACAAAGAAGCCAUUGUUCAUGAACUUGGGAGCCACACUGAAUUAGCAACACUUGUGAAUUGUCUCUGCAGGAAUAUUGUGGUUUCUUCAAACUAUUAUGGGAAAACCAUCAAGAAACUGAAUAGUCAUUAUAAUAAUUGUUGGAUGCACUACAUGGGGAUGCUGAGAUCAGUGUACUUCCGAGAUCCUUGGAGGUUCAGUUCCAGUAUUGUUGGAUUUGCUGUCUUUUUGUUUGCUAUUUUCAAUUUCCUCAGGGUUAUUGGUGUGUUUCAUCCCUAGAACUCAAAGUGUAUGUUCUAAGAAAUUUCAGUUUGCUAUGAAACUAUGCAUAAUUGUGUGAUCAGUUUAAUUACUAAAUGAUUAAUGUAUGUGAUUACAUUUCUCUCUA